Galendromus occidentalis (western predatory mite) is the source of this 1461-nucleotide messenger RNA. RefSeq names its product tRNA wybutosine-synthesizing protein 5. The record is from RefSeq and is a predicted model, not a curated record. Gene Ontology annotation, biological process: wybutosine biosynthetic process. Gene Ontology annotation, molecular function: tRNA binding. Bases 78 to 1091 code for a protein of 337 amino acids. The transcript has 4 exons. NCBI's taxonomy places the organism in Eukaryota, Metazoa, Arthropoda, Arachnida, Mesostigmata, Phytoseiidae.
AGUUUGACAGUUUUCCGCCGCGGCCAUGAUCAGAUGGCCAGAAAAGGUUUCUCUCCGUCCAAUUUGAAAAGUGCAUUAUGAGUGACGACAAGGAUGAAAAAGCUCCCGAAGCUGGGGAUUCGGGCGAGAAAAAGGAGGAUCCCGAGGUGUUUGAUUACAGGAAGGUUCCGUGCUACGAAGGAGCCGACCGUGAAAGUUUCUACACCGUAAUCUACAAAAAGAGGGAACCAGCUUUACUUCGGAAUGUCACUCUCGGACCGUGUGUUUAUAAAUGGAACGCGCGCUACCUGUCGAAUAGUGUCGGAUCAAAGUCCGUCAACAUUCUGGUUUCAUCACAGUCCCGGUUCGAUUUUAUGAACAAGAACUUCCUAAACAGAACACUGCCCUUCAAUGAGCUCGUGAAACGGUGUUCAGGAAUGGGCAAGCAUUCGGGAGAUCAUUUCCUGUGCGAGAGGGAAUACUACACGCUACGUCCGUCGGAGGACAAGAGAGAAGACUUCUUCAAGCACCACAAAGGUCUUCAGGAUGAUUUCAAGAUGCCGAAUCUCAUCCCGAAGGAGAAGCUCGUUUCUACCAGUCUGAAAGUCAAUAGUCCGGAAAUCGUCACUUGGAUCCAGUAUGACGUAAUGGACACUGUUCUUUGCCAAGUCCAAGGUUCGCGACGCAUAGUCCUAUUCCCUCCGAACCAAUCUUCGAAUUUGUACCUUCAUGAAGACAAAUCGCUAGUUCUGGAUGUGGAUCAUCCAGAUGUGAAGAAGUUUCCGAGGUUCGCCAAUGCCGAAAGAUGGGAAUGCGAAAUUUCGAGUCCCGGCGACGUACUCUUCAUACCCGCCUUGUGGUUUCAUUCCUCGAUCUGCAAAGAUUUUGGCGUAGCUGUUUCCUGUCUCUGGAGGCAUCUCGACAAGGACCAUUACGACAAGAAAGAUCCCUUGAACCACAAAGAUCCCAUCGCCGCCAGUCGGGCGUUGGAAAUGCUCAACAAAGCUGUAAAGCAGCUCGACGUCCUGCCCGAGGACUACAGACACUUCUACUACCGAAUGAUGAUCAAUCGAAUCCAUGAAAAACUGCCUGACGAUUCACCCCCUGCCUGAAAUCCGCUCAGUCUCCGCUGCUGGAAGUGAACCUUGGUCUGGGGAGGCUAUGCGAUCCGAGCGGGAGAUACGAUGUCGACGAAGGUGACUGCGGGCUUGGAAUCCGCGACUUCGCCCUAGAUUUUCGCACCCUUAUGGUGGGGGCAUCGUGAAAUACUCGAGAUAUCGAAGCGUCGCGGGGUGGGGGGCAUACAUAUCAGCAGCUCGAUGUCGGAUUAAGUAGUGCAAUCGUGUACGUUAAUGUCAUUCGCGAGGAAUCCCGAUCUGAAGGUCCAGUGUGGAUUAGUCGAGAUCAGGCGAAAGUGUCCAUCGCGUCCAGUGUAUACUCAACCGUGCAAUAAGUGAGCGGCAUGCGGAAAGUCAGCUCCGC